UUAAAGUUCCUUCUUUAAAGGUAUUUAAAAAAUAGCUUUCCGAAUCAAAUAAAUAAAAAUCAACAUUGUCCUGAGAUAAAAUAUGCUAAGUUAGUUGCGAUGACUACUCAAUAUAAGAAAUUUACUAGACUAAUAGCUAAGUGGCCCGUUGACACUACCAAAGGCGAAAGAGACCUCGGCAAAUUCAUCAGAGACAAAGUGAAAGCUGCUUUUGAGUCAUCAGAAAGACAGAACUUAGAUUCUGAGCUCUGCAACCGCCAGUACAACUCUCUGAACAAAAUAGCCGACAACCAUUACAGAAAUAAGUACAAACGAACGCACAACAGCACUGCUACAGGUCUAAGCACUGAAGAGUGUAACGUGAUCCUGUCAAACGAAGUUCUCGAAUAUUUAAAGGAAGAAAAUAAAGGAUUCUUUGCCAAAAUAUUUGGUAGAGAUAAAUAAUGAUUCUAAGACACUUUCAGCGCCUCAAUAGGGCAGUUCUCGCCCGCAAACUGUCCACAGAACAAGUACAAUAUAGAGACCAUACACCAGUAAUGUUGAAUGAGUCCAUAAAACACCUGAAUCCACAAGACAAUGACCUAAUUAUUGAUAUGACAUUUGGAGCUGGUGGACAUUCAAGAAAAAUACUUGAAGCUGCUGAUUGUAGACUUAUUACUCUAGAUAGAGACCCUGUAGCAUAUGAGAAAGCUCAAAAACUAGCUGAAGAAUAUCCAAAUAGAGUAAUACCAUUACUAGGAAGAUUUAGUGAACUCCCAGCUCUUUUGAAAGCCAGAGACAUUAAGCAGUGUUCAAUAGAUGGCAUACUCUUUGAUUUUGGAUGUUCAUCAAUGCAAUUGGAUGUAGGGGAGAGAGGCUUUUCCAUCAGUAAAAAUGGUUACCUAGAUAUGAGAAUGGAUGCUGGCAGAGACCCAAAUCAAAUAACUGCAAGAGAAGUGCUAGCAACUGCAAAUGAACAUGAGCUGUACAAAAUAUUUAAAAUAUAUGGUGAAGAAAAACAAGCAGCAAAAAUAGCUCAGACAAUAAUACAAGCUAGGUACAUGAUUAAAAAUAUUGAGACUACAGAAGAAUUAGUUGAACUUGUAAACUCCUGUUGCCCAGAUGAAAAAAGGCUGGACAAACUACAGAGGCCACAGUCGAAUGCUACAAAAGUGUUCCAAGCUCUACGUAUAUUUGUGAACAAUGAACUCAAUGAACUGAAUUAUGGAAUGUUGUUAGCUAAAUAUUAUUUGAAAAUCAAUGGGAAGUUGGUCACAAUAUGCUUUCACUCAUUGGAAGAUACCAUAGUUAAGCGACAUAUAGCAGGAAACAUAAUAAAUGAAAUGGCAAAUCCAGUUCCUUUGAAAUAUUUAAAUCCAAGUUUAGUUCAGAAUCAGGAUACAAUUAAUGAGUUUCUGAACUCUCCGUGGAAAGCUGUUAAUAAGCAUGUAGAAGUACCAAGUGAUGAAGAAGUGGAGAGGAACCCUAGGAGUCGUAGUGCUAGACUCCGAGCUGCUAUCAAAGUCAAAUGAUGUUUAUGUUAUAGUUUGAUGGGCUUUAAUCAAAAUGUAUAGAUUAGUGAAGUAGAG
Molecule: messenger RNA, 1568 nt
Organism: Spodoptera exigua (beet armyworm)
Lineage: Eukaryota; Metazoa; Arthropoda; Insecta; Lepidoptera; Noctuidae
Source: the annotation of a GenBank genome assembly